Psilocybe cubensis is the source of this 735-nucleotide messenger RNA. RefSeq lists its product as uncharacterized. NCBI's taxonomy places the organism in Eukaryota, Fungi, Basidiomycota, Agaricomycetes, Agaricales, Agrocybaceae. Bases 1 to 735 code for a protein of 244 amino acids. The record is from RefSeq and is a predicted model, not a curated record. The transcript has 6 exons.
AUGCCCACCGACGGUCCAGGAAUGACUUUAAAAGCGUUCAGGCGCGAGGCAUUGUUUGAUUCACGGUGGUAUCUUAGAUCCAAGCGUAUAGUCGUGUACCAAGCGACUGUGCUCAUUUCAAUGGCAGCUCAGGGUGCAGGAACAUACUGCAUGUUCAAACAUAGAGACUUUGCCAACCAUAUCCACAGUUUCAGCAUGAACAUUGCAAAUGUCCACAAUAUUGAUAUCAGAGCAACCACUAUUCUUAGCAUGAUCUUUCCGGCGAUGCUUAGUCUCGACUUGAAUGCUGCAUACUAUUCUCUUGUCUUCUAUCCUGGAAAGAACUUCCCGUUGUUCAACAAAAUUGUAGCUUGGUUGACAGUCUUCAUAACCAUUGGUAUGACGGCCACUACUCUCGCAGGAACGGUUAUUGUGGCUUCACGCUCUGCGUCAAUAUCCGGUGUUGAUGCAGCUACGGCCCAACAACUUACAGAACUCUAUUUCCGACCUCCCCUAAAGUAUAGAGAAUGGGGUCAGAAUAUUGCCUGGAUUGUUCUCAUGUGGAUCACUCUUGCCUUAAAUUUUGCAAGCGUGGUGCUGAUGCGACAGGCAUCAUUACACGACUCUAAAAAUGGGUCUAACCUGAUUUCAACAGCUGAUCAUGAACCAGAAUUUGAUUCUGGAAUGGAAGGUUCAACGGGGGAGAAAGAUAAGACAGAUAAGGUUAUUGAGGAAAAGGUUCUUCCAGUGGUAUAA